AAAAAUGUUCAUCAGGAAUCUCCGUAGGUCUUUUUUCUCAAAACUUGAAUUCAUGGCUUAGUUGAAGAGAGAUGUGAAAAAAUUUGAAAACAGCAAGAGUUUUGAUAAAAUAUUACCAAAAAAAUUUGAACUGAGUGAUCCAUAAUUUUCUUAAUCUGAUGAUGUCAAAACGCUAUCAUAGAGCAUUAGCGAUCCAAUUUAUGACUUAAUUGACCGAGGAGGAAAGAGAUGGAGACCAGCAUUUUGCUUUUUGAUUGCAGACUUAUUUAAACGAGCCCAUGAAGAAUUAUAUGAAGUAGCUGCAUUGGUUGAGUUGAUACAUAAUGCUACUUUAGUGGUUGAUGAUAUUGAGGAUGAUAGUUCUGUAAGAAGAAAUGAUAAAUGUGUUCAUAUUAAGUAUGGCUUAGACGUUGCAGUAAAUGCAGCUAAUUAUCUUUAUUUUGCUCCCUUACAUUAUUUCUUAAAUUCUGCAAACUACUCUAAUGAUUAAAAAAUGAAAAUGUUGGAAGUUAGUUUAAGUAAUAUGAAAAUUGUGCAUUUCGGUCAGGCUUGGGAUAUAUUUUGGCAUAAGUAGGUUUGUGAUAUCAUACCUACAGAGGAGUAGUAUUUGAAAAUGGCAUCAUACAAGACUGGUGCUCUUGCUCGCAUGGCAGCUCAAUUAUCAUGUAUUGUGUUGGAGAAAGAUGAAAAAAUUGGAAAAGCGUUGGCUGAAUUUGCUGUUUAAAUCGGGAUUGCUUUUCAAAUUUAGGAUGACAUUCUCAAUUUGAAUGGAGGUGAUAAAUAUAAGUAAACAAAGGGUUAUCUAGGUGAAGAUAUCCAUGAAGGAAAAUUCUCUCUUAUUGUAAUACAUAGUUUGAAACAAUAAAAAGGGAGAUUACUUGAAAUCUUAAAAUCUCGCACUUAAGAUUAAGAAACAAUCAAUGAAGCUAUUUCAAUAAUUAAAUAAACAGGAAGUCUAGAAUACGCCCAUAAAAGAUCUCUUGAGAUAAUUGAAGAUGCAUGGAAGGAAAUAGAGAAUUUAGAAUUUUAGUGUCCUGAGGCUAAAUCCAGAUUAAAGGACUUUGCUAAAUAUUUAAUAGAAAGGGAUUCCUGA
Molecule: messenger RNA, 1093 nt
Organism: Paramecium tetraurelia
Lineage: Eukaryota; Ciliophora; Oligohymenophorea; Peniculida; Parameciidae
Exons: 3
Biological process (GO): isoprenoid biosynthetic process
Molecular function (GO): prenyltransferase activity
Source: RefSeq, a predicted model, not a curated record